AUGGGGGUGCCUUCCUUCUACAAGUGGCUCGUGGGCAAGUACCCCAACAUCGUCGUCCCCGCCAAGGAAGAAGACGAAGCUGGCGCCGGCACGUCGUCGCCGUCGUCGCGGGGGGACGAACAAGCCGCCGGACCCAAUGGCGUCUACCACAACCUGUACCUGGACAUGAACGGCAUCAUCCACCCCUGCUUCCACCCGGAGGACCAGGUGUACCCGCCGAAGACGUUCGACGAGGUGUUCGCGGCCAUGUUCGAGUACAUCGACCGCCUCUUCCACGUCGUCAGGCCUACCAAGCUGCUCUACUUGGCAGUAGAUGGUGUUGCUCCCCGCGCCAAAAUGAACCAGCAGAGGUCCAGGCGCUUCAAGGCUGCCAAGGAUGCUAAAGAUGCGGAACUGGAGGAGAAGAUUCUGAGAGAGAAGUUCAGAGCUGAAGGGAGGGAGGUGCAACCGCGGGAGACGCAUGAGGUUUCGGAUCCCAACGUCAUCACGCCGGGGACGGAGUUCAUGGAGAAGCUUUCCAAAGCCCUCGAGUACUACAUCCGGUCCCGGUUGAAUAGUGACCCCGGGUGGAAAGGCAUCAAGGUAAUACUCUCUGAUUCAAAUGUACCUGGAGAAGGUGAACACAAGAUCAUGUCUUUCAUCCGGGGACAACGGAGCCUGGAGAACUAUGACCCAAACACAAGGCACUGCUUGUAUGGACUGGAUGCGUUACGUCCGACUCAGCCAGAAAAUUGCAUCCCUCUAUCUAAAGAACUGUUUAAAACUGAAGAUUCCUCAAGAAAAUGUAGAGGAUGGUUGCCCCGCAUGACAGAAACAACUCCAAGUAGGGACAUGUCUCCCAAGAAACCUUACCAGUUUUUGAACAUAUGGGUUCUGAGGGAGUACCUGGAGCUUGAUUUGAAGAUACCAAACCCGGUUGUCAAAACGGGUAUCGAGAGGCUAAUAGAUGAUUUCAUAUUUAUCUGUUUCCUGACAGGAAAUGACUUCAUUCCACAUAUUCCUUCAGUUGAGAUACAUGAGGGUGCAAUUGAUCUGCUAUUGGAAGUCUACAAACAAGCAUUUAACAAAAUGGGAGGCUAUAUUGUGAGCACAGAGAAGUUAAAAGACAAACAUGCUGCAUAUCUUAAAGUUUCGAGGUUGGAAAAGUUUUUUCAUGAACUGUCCUUGUGUGAAGAGAAAAUUUUUCUUAAAAGAUAUGAACUGCGAGAGAGGUUACAGCGCAAUUUAGUGCGCCGAUCUGCAGAAGAAUGGAAAGAAAGAAACUAUGGCAAUAUGCUUUCUUUUACUCAAGAAGAAAAUCCUGAUGGUCCAGACUUGACAGUAAAGUCUUUUUCAACAAACUGCGGACACUGUAAGAGUGUGCAUCGAGAUCCUCCACAGGGACCUUUGUAUGAUGUUGUACGGUACUAG
This is a messenger RNA of Miscanthus lutarioriparius, 1410 nucleotides long. NCBI's taxonomy places the organism in Eukaryota, Viridiplantae, Streptophyta, Magnoliopsida, Poales, Poaceae. The record is from the annotation of a GenBank genome assembly.